CGUCUGACAUGUCCACAACCACCGGUCGCGUGUGAUCGACAGGUGCGGUCGGCCACACGUUCUGGUCGCGAUUAGCUCGUAGGAAUCCAGAACCGGUGGAAGCGUUCUACUCGAUUUCAAUGCCAACGCUCGACCAACGGCCUUGCAGCGAGACGCAGGAGCUGCCGCAGUCGGAGCCGACGUUGUUCCGUUCCGAUCCGCCGGCGGCUUUUGCUCAGGCAAAACGUCGAUUCACUUGCGACAAGACAAGCCUUCCGACAUCUCGUUGCUCGCCGCCGUAGGCCAUGGGUAUUGCCUUUUGAUUGAUGGCCCCUCGAGUCAUGUCGUCUGCCUUUGCCAUCUUGGCCGCCUUUUCGCUGUCCUAAGCCUCGCUGGCUGAUCUUUGCUUUGCAAUUCUUUCCGCUGCUUUCUCGCCCCGAUCCCGACGCUCCUCAUGGCUGCGGCCGAUCCGCCUUCGGGCUUGAUGGAGAUUGCUAGCUCCCUCACGCAGGAGGAAAUCCCGUUCAAAUUGCGAUGCGCGAUUUGUAACAAGCUCGCCGUGAAUGCGUUUCGCUUGCCGUGCUGUGACCAGGCCAUCUGCGAAGGCUGCCAAGCAUCGCUUCCCGAAACAUGCCCCGUCUGCGCGCAUACGCCUCUUUCCUCCGACCUCUGCAAGCCGAACAAAGCCCUCCGCACCACCCUCAAGGCCUUCCUGCGCACCGAAGAAAAGAAGCGCGAGAAAGAGCGACAGUCCGCCACGCCGGCGGUCGCCAAUGGCGCGACCCCUCUGGAAGGAACCCCCGCGCAGCCAGAUGCGCCAGCCCCUCCCGAUGGCUCCGAGGAGAAUGCCCCCGAGGAGCAGCCCCAAUCCUUGCCUGUGACCGACGGUCUUCCGGAUCAGCCCCCCAUCGAAGCUCAUGCCGUGGAGAAUCAACCCCAUCAUGCGGAGCCCGGACAAGAAGGCCCCGAGGAGACUCCAGCUCAGGGCGAUCAUCCCGAAGCGUUGCCUGCCGAUACCGCUGACCAGGCUGAUGAUGCACCACAGGGCGAACCGGCCGAAGGUGAGGGAAAUGCCGAGAACGCGGUCCAAUCCGUGGAACAAGAAGUAUCCCAGGAUCAAGGACCGAACCCGAUGGCCUCCAACGGUAUGGGAUUUAACAUGGGUCCCGGAGCUUUCCCAAACAUGGCUUGGAACAACAAUGGAGGGUUCAACCCGAUGUCCCAGCAGUUCAUGGGCGGCGGCAUGUUCAACUUCCCGAAUCCAAUGGGAAUGCCUGGCAUGGCGAUGGACCCGAUGGCCGCGAAUCAGGGGAUGAUGGGAGGCUUCGGGAUGAAUAUGAAUGGCAUGAACAAUGGCAUGAAUAUGGGCAUGAGUUACGACGCGGGUCAAGGGAUGUACGGGGGAUGGGACGGCUCGCAGAACAAUAUGUGGAAUGGAGGCCAAGAUAAAUUCAAUCCAAAUGCUUUCGCAAAUGGUAUGGGCUCGCAGUAUGGGCCCCAACCUGGAUUUGGCGGAUAUAAUAUGUCUCAACCCAACGGAGUUCAUGCUCAAAUGCAGCACCAGCAGUUCCCUAGCCAAGAUUUCCAGUCCGGCUUCCAGGGCUCUGGUUUUGGCAGAGGUAAUUUUCGAGGUCGCGGUCGGGGCUUCUUCGGUGGUCGUGGUCGAGGCGGUUUUCCCGGCUCCGUGCAGGCUAAUUACCCUCCUAAUGCUAACUACCCAGCUUAUGCGAACCAUAACUCCCCUAGUGUCCAUGCCGACGCAUCCCCGUCUCAGGACGGCGUAUCUCCGGACAUGUCGGGGGAUGCUGCCAUGGCGGACGCAAAGGAGGUUGACGGAGCGGACGAGAAUCAGGGCAGUGAGGAAGCCCACCAGAUCCCGUCCUCCACCGAUGUCCCCAGUGGCGCCGACGGCAAUGCGGAGGGUGUUCCAACCGACGUAGCCGGCGAGGCUACGGGAAUGGAAGAGGACUCCUCUCAACUUCGUGGUAUACCGACUAUCGAUAGCCUCGACGAGGCCAAUGCGCAGGCGAUGUCCGGCGGCCCCAUGGGUAUGAACGGUCCCAUGGGCCCCGGCUUUGGACGAGGUGGCUACAUGCGUGGAUCUUUCCAUGGCGGUGGUCGCGGUGGUUUUGGUGGUCCUUUUAUGCCCCAGCCUAACAUGCACCAAGUCCCUAGGGUCGUCCCCGGCGUUGAAGGUGCCCCUGCCGCGCCUCGAGCCAUGCGCCAGGGGCUUCCUAACACCAGCGUCCUGCGCCAGCGAACUUUCCAAGGACCGGGGCGAUCUCCUAUCCCCAGGCCGGAUGCGUCGCACAGUGCUACACCCGCAGCGCAAGAAGACCAGCAGCAGCAGUUCGAGCCUAACUCGCGGUCCCAAUCUCGCGCGAGAUCUCCAUCGAAACCCCGGGAUCAUUCCCGUUCCCCUGCCCGAUCUCCCUCGCACCAUGACCGCGCCUAUCGUCAACGCUCUGCAAGUGGCGAUAGAAACACCGAUGACUCCGAGCGGAGACGCGAGCGACGCAGAAGGGAGGAGAGACAUGAAGACCAUGCCGCUCCCAGAGAUGACCGGCGCACUCGGUCCCCUUCUGUCGAGUCUCGAAAAUCGUCCUACCGUCGUGAUCGAGCCCGAGACCGACGAAGCGAUCGUCGGUCGCGCCGCUCGCAACGCCACAGUCGCAGCCCCAGUCGCAAUGGUGACUCGCGUGACGCCGACCGUCUCUCAUUAAUCCCCGAAGAAAAAGGCACCAACUCGCGAAGCAGAACCCCGGCUGCCGGGGAUGCCGUGGAGUCUUCGAGCCGACGGUCCGGACGGGAUCGCCCCAGUCGUCGCGAAGAAGAGCGGGAGAGAGAAAAAGAAAGCAGACGUCGCGACCGCGAUCGAAACCGCGAUCGUGACCGUGAACGGGAUCGAGACCGGGAUCGGGACCGCGACAGGUACCGCGAACGAGAGCGAGACCGUGACCGAGAAAGGGACCGGGAUCGCGACCACCGUCGGAGCCGCGAUAAGGAUCGUGAGCGCGACAGGAAGCGCUCUCGUCGCGAUCGCACUGCCUCCCCGGCCGACAGCGAAUACUCCUCGCGCCACCACUCCCGCCGCGUCAAGCGCAGCCGCGACGACGAUCCUCGUCCUAGCGAUCGCGAGCGCACCAAGGACAAACCCAAAACCACCGAAACCGAGAAAGAUCCGCACACCCUCGAGCGAGAAGCCCGCAACCGAGAACGCCUGCUCAAGGAACAGCAGCGGCGCGAAGCCAUGCACGCCGACGGCAGCGGAGGAGGCAGCAAAUCCGGCCGCCGGCGCGACAGUCGCCAGGAGCGAGCCCUCCCCGGCGGUCGACGACUCAGCUACAAGUACGACGACGAGGAGAACGACGAUGCGCGUGCGGCCCGUGUGGAAAACGAGCGCGAGGCCAGCCGUUGGGCAUGAAUGCCCCUUGUCUCUUUCUCUCCCUUCCUUCCUCCCUCCCCCUCCUUUUUCAAGCGUACCAAAACAGCAUAUAGAAAGACGACGCAUAUGUCUGGUCUGGCAUGACGCACCUCUUCCUCCGUUUUGCAUGAGGGAAUGUCUUGGCCUGGAACAAAUUGCCCGGGGUAGAUUUCUGGGACCGACGGAACCAUAUACUACGCCCUUUACGUUCUCUGUAGAUAUCCGGUUUUGUGGGGGAUGGAUAGCUCUAGAUAGGAC
Molecule: messenger RNA, 3661 nt
Organism: Aspergillus steynii IBT 23096
Lineage: Eukaryota; Fungi; Ascomycota; Eurotiomycetes; Eurotiales; Aspergillaceae
Exons: 6
Coding region: 434-3403 (989 amino acids)
Source: RefSeq, a predicted model, not a curated record